UUGUCCUUGGUAACAAUCCGAAACCAAAACCUAAAUCGGAUCUUAAACGUCCGGUCUUCUUCAACGAGACCCUGACUGUGAAAUUGCUAAAGCUCGGCCCUAAUUUACUUGGAGCUGCUCUUCUUAAUCCCCGAACUGCUUCCGCAAACACAAUUUGCGGCAACCAUCAUUAAGGCCGUUUCAAGAGUUUUAUAUUGCGUGGUGAAGAAGAAUGGAGAACGGUUGUUUUAAUCGGGGGAAAAUUAAUGCAGAAGAUGUGAUAACAAAGAUCAAGGAAGACGGAGAUUUCGAUCGGCUCCGUCUUAAAGUUGUCCGAAAAGUAAAAGAUGACGAAGAAUUGCAUAAUAACAUUAUGUCAGCCGUGAGGCAAUCAAAAGCACUUAACCAUCCAAGUGCCAAAAGAUUAAAACCAAGGCAACUUUCUGAUGCCAUAUAUGAAGAGGUUGGGACAAAAGUCAUGAGUGAAAUUUCUGAUAAUAUCUGGAAGGUAAUUAGAUCUGUGGAUGGCAUAAAGAAUGAAAUAGCAGAAACAGUACAAUCUGUUUGCAAAAGGUUAUUAAACCCAAAUGCUCAUCAAGAAGGUCAAACGUCUUCCAAGGAAAACUUUGAGGCAGAUGCGAAGGGACUUGGAAGUAACAGCGGUACAUGUGCAGUCAAUGGUACACUAUCUGAUAAUGUGCCAAACAAACCUCAUGGCGAGAAAGUUAGAGAUGAAUCUAAUCUAGAGGCCCAUUGCUCAGGGCGUCCUGUGGGUCUCAACAAAGAAAAUGGUGCAUCUGCACCUUCUCCUGGAUUUCCCGAUGCCGUGGAUACUAAUCACCCAUCUGAUCGCAUUGAUGAAGACCCCGAUGUACCUCCGGGGUUCGGUUAAUGCUUCUAUCCCCGAUUCUCCUCCACAAGGUAUUAGUAGUCGAUACCAUCAUAUUGUCUCUGUAUCCGUUAUGAACAUAUGAUAACCAAGGUCACAUGUUCUGGUUUUGUGACGAUUUGACAAAAAAGUUCAGUUUUAAACUUGAAGCUCAUCAAUUGAAAAUUAUUCAUAAAAUUUAAUUGCAUUUAACCAGUUUUGUGUUAUAUAUACUUAUUAUAUGGUGCUAUAAUUGUAUGCUUUUAUUAUAAAAUUAAAUGAUAUUUUGGAAGUUGUAAAAAAAUCAAUUUGAAAGCAUAUGUCUGGAUACAGUGUUCAUGGUUCAUGCCGUUUCUAUCUUCCUAUAGUGCUAUAAUUCUAUUUUAUUUGUAUCUGAUUUGAAUUCAAGAAGACUGUUUUAAUUUGGGGAAAAGUGGAUCAAAAUCAUAUUCAUGGUUAAACCCGUUUUUACAAAAAAAUUGCCAAUUGCAUAUCCAUGUUACUGUUAGCCAGCUACCACAUAAGCGUAUCACAAGCUUAUCUGAAUUGAAUCUUGAUUAUUAUUUAUCCUUUAAUUUGGCCAAGGUACAACUGUUUUAAAUUAUAAUAAGGCACAACUGUUUUACAUUAUAAUAAGGUACAAGUAAUAAAUAUUGGAAACUAACAUUGUAUGUUUGCAUAUUAUGUCACUUUUACGAUUUCUUUUGGAAAAUUAUAUGUAAAUUUAGUUUCGGUAUCAAAUAUGAUUUUUUCUUGUGGGAAGCAAGUAACCAGGUAUCUCUCUUUAGGUCUGAGAGAGUAAGGGCCUGUUUACUAACAGAAAUAUUUUCUGUUUUUCCAGAAAUCUGGAAAACUGGAGAUAGAAAAUUUAGAAUACCUGUUUACCUCAUUGUUUUCCGAAACAAAAAAAUUGAAACAUAUCUCGAAUUUUCGUUCUGAAAAGGAGAACCCACUUAUACGCGUUUUCCGAAAUCAGAAAACACGGUGCUACAGUGCCACACACCCUCCUCCUCUAUCGUCUUUACUUCGCCAACUCCUUCGCUACUAAAGUGGUAGUUGGCCUACCAUCUUUACUUCUUCCUCAUCUCCUUCACAGCACCAAGGAGACCUUAAAUAUCACUGCCGUUCAACAUACUCAAACAACAGUUCGCUGCCAUUACUACUCCCAGACUACUCAAAAUUGGAUUGCCGCCAUCGCUGCUAGGAGCUCCACCUAGACAUCACGGAAUCUCCCGACUCUUCAUUCGGCUCUUGCUCUGUCAAGAAUUUCAAGGUAACCUCUCAAUUUCAGAAAUUCAUUAGUGUUAGAGAAAUUGCAUAAAGCUCUUGUUUCAAAAGCUUCCAGCAACGAUAAAGCCCAUGUGUAAAGCCCUUGUUUCAGAAAUUUCAGUAGCGUUAAAAUGGCUGCAGUGAGCCCUCCAUUAGUGCUUUAAAGAAAUUUUGAAAAUAAUAAUUAAAACCUAAGGGUAAUUUGUUAAAACAAUUGCUUCAGUAAAUAGAUGUUCAGCUAUUUUGAAUGAAUGAUAAUACUAAAUUCGUUUAUCAUAUGUUAAUAUUCUAAAAUUAUCCCAGCGUUUUAUAAUAGGUAUGCCCUGUGUUCUGGAAUGCUCCUUAUUCAAUUUGAUUUGAGUAAACUUUGAAUAUUAGUAAGCACAACAAAUGCUGAAAGUACCAGCUAGUUGCAUCCAAAUGUUGUUGUGAAGGUAAUUAAUUCAGGUCAGGGCUAAGUGGAUCAGUUUGACAUUUUUCAAAAGUGUUUAUAGUAUUCUUGUUCAAAGUAUACAAUUAGAGAUUUUAAUAGGGAAGGUUUUAAGUGAGAGUUCGAUUUUUUUUUUGUGUGUGUGUGUAGUAAAUAAUAAUCUUUAGUCUGAAAUAUAUGUCAAGAUAUACACCAGCCUUAGAACGUUCCGUAAAAAAAUCCUCCAUCUGAAUGGGCUCUCAACUGGUCAGUUUAGUAAUAAACAUGUUUUGAUCAUUUUCCUUGCUUAACAAAAGUUAAUAUGUCUUCAUAUGGGAUGCUUGUCACAAUGGAGGUUCGCAGACUACCCAAACUUUGGUACAUCAGCUGUAAUAAUUUGGAAGCAAAAGUUAAUAUGUCUUCAUAUGGGAUGCUUUUCGGAAUGGGGGUAGCAGAACACUUGUUUUGGAAGCAAAAAAAUAUGGUCCGUAGUAGAUUGGAUUUGUUAGCAGUUAGUAGAUUAGUUUUGUUAGCAGCCUACCAUAUGCAGUUUUUAAAAAUCAAUUUAUAUCCACUUAUGCACCCAAGUAUCCAGGUUGGAAUUAAUCAGUAGAUGAUAAUUUUUACUUUCCUUGCUGUCAUAAAACUAUCUCCAGCACUGACCAACAGAAUGUAACAAGUUUUGGGCAGACUGCUUCUCAAGUCAUCAACCAUGGAUUUACUGCUCUAUAUAGUUCACACACUGCUUCAAGUUUUUUAUAUCGAGAGACUCACGGCUCUUCCAACCAUUGCCAUUAUAUGUGCUUGCGUUGAGUAAUUGUCAUGUUUGUGAUGCACUAAUACUAUGAUGCAGGCAUUUGAAAGUAUGUUUGUGAGUCUGGCAGUGACUUGAGUUCCAUACUUCCAUUAAAUAGUUUAUUCCCAACCAUAUGUUUCUGAUGCACUGAUAGAGCAGGCAGUUUAUAUAUGGUCAAAGGAAGACGUCUAGUUAUUUUUGCAGUAUAUUUCAGUUUUGAAAAUUAUAUAUCUUUGACAUUAAGAGGUCUGUUUUUUCAGCUUUUUUCUUAUUAAUUAUUGCUUAGGAAGAGAAUUGAAAAGUUAUGGCUAGACAUUUAUCUAACAUUCCUGAUUUUGCUAGGAAGAGAAUUUCCAACCAUUUUUUUCAUCCAACUCACUUUAUCUUUUGUAUUCGUUGUUUCAAAUCUUAAAGGGAUGAUAAAGGCUACUUUAGCAAUGACAAAAACGAAUGUUUUCCAACUAUAAUUGAAGCCAUUGUGAAUAGGAGGCAAUUGACUGGGGCCCUUGGAUAUUGUUAAUGAUGAAGAAUUUGAGGUCUAUAUUGUGAACGCUCAUUCGACAGAUGAUAAGUUUUAUGAUGCAAUGAAAAUGGUUACCCAUUUAGAAGGUAGGUUCAAAUUCCCAUAGCUUGUUGUGCAUUGCAUAAUUUCAUUCGCAUGCAAGAUAGGAAGUAGGAACGACCGUUUGUUCAUAGAGUACGAGGAAGAGGAUAUGAUAUUUGACACGGCAGCAAGUACAAGUGAAAAUUGAUUACUCGAGAUUGAUAUGUCUCAACAACAACAAAUGCAUGAAAUUCAAGAAAGUAUUGUGAAUGCAAUAUGGGAUGAUUACAAUGUAUCGUUUAAGGUUGGGAUGCACAAACCAAAAUGUUUUAAUGCACCAAUGCCUGCUGAUUGCUCCAAUACUACAAUAGAAUUUCGGCACCAAGGCAAAUCACGUUGGAUAAGGAAGGAUGACAGUCAAUGGAUGAGCGUCCACCCUCUGUUCUCACUACGUUUGACAAGACAUGUAAUUGCCUGUAGUUUAAUGUGGUGUUCAAAACUGGUUUUUGAAAAUUCUCACCAAAAUGAAGGCAUGAGCAUGGCCUUUAUUAAUCCCACGUUUAAAAUGAUAUAUAAAAUGAGACUCACAUUAGUAUAUUGCUCUUUUCUAUCUUCUUUUUAUUUAAACCCCGUCUCUAAAAGGUUUGCCAACUUCAACCUACACGUGGACUAACAAAAUAAGAACCAUAUGACUAAGAUUUAUUUAGAAGAAAGAGAUGUAAGAGCAUAUUCAGUGCCAUAAUGUGCACGGUACAUAUGUGAUAUGAGAGAGAUAGACACAUAAAUAUUAAUGAGAAAUAUAUCUCUCUCCUUGUUUGAAAGGUCUUAUAUGUUAUAGGUAAAUUUUUCUCCACAUUAUGAAGAUGGAUGUAUAGAUGUAGACAUUGUAGUUGAUAUUCUUUUGAAAAACUCAACAAAAUUAUAUAAAACUGUGGAAAGAGAAAUGUGAAUGAUUCGUUUUUCUGUUUCUAUCUCUCUCAAGCAACAUGGAUUUUGCACAUUCUUGCAUUGGAAAUGCUCAAAGUAAUCAUAGUUUUUUAAAGGGAAAUGCAUUUUGGGAUUACCUAAUAGAAAGAUAUGGCAAACCUAUUUACUGAGAUGAAUGGAGUUUUUAAAUUAUGAUUGUGUUUGUUUAAUUUAUAGAUGGCACUCAUUAUUGUGUUUGUUUAUUUGUGGUUUGAAGUAGAGUCCAUGAGUGUAGAUUUGAUGUUAUUUUGGCUUGUUUUUUAGCUUCACAUUGAUCCAUUUUGACUUGCAAAAGGCAUUGUUGACAAUAAUAAUACUGCAGUAGCCUAGCAGGGCUUUACAAUUGGACCGACUAAAUUUGAGGCUAGCCUUUAUUAAAC
Cuscuta epithymum is the source of this 5211-nucleotide messenger RNA. The record is from the annotation of a GenBank genome assembly. Lineage: Eukaryota; Viridiplantae; Streptophyta; Magnoliopsida; Solanales; Convolvulaceae.